AUGAAGGCGUCACGGGAAGUCUCCGUGAAGCAGAAGCGCUCGCGGUCGCCCCCCCGCGCCGUGCGGCCGCCGCGCUUUCCGGCGGCGACGUCCUCGGGCUGCCCGUCGCCGUCGCGCUCGGAGCGAAGCGGCUGGUGGGACCAGCAGCAACUGUCCCCCGUCAGCUGCGCCUCCGGCUACUGGGACGACGAGCAGCCCCUGCGGGACUGGGACGUCGAUGAGCCCCGCCACGAGCGGGACGACGUCCACAGGAUCUCGCCCGAGUCGGAGGGCUCGGGCGAGAGCGAGCGGCUGAGGGCGCUGUUCACGGCCUGCGACACCGACGGCGACGGCUACAUCACCAGCGCCAACCUGGCCGGCCUCCUGUCCAUGCUGGGCCUCGAGGGCUCGGGCGAGACGCUGGCGAGAGAGCUCGGGGCGGACCGGCGCGGGCGGGUGUCACUGCGCGCCUUCCUCGCCCGCAGGAAGCAACUCGCGCAGGAGGUCAACGCCAUCAGGAGCGAAGGUGGCGAGAACUGGGCGCCGGAGCUAUGGUCAGGGGGCUCCGAGGGCGGGGACUGCGACCCCCUCUCCCCCCAGCUGCCCUCGUCCCCCUUCUCCCGCCAGCAGCAGGGAGGGAGGGGCACACGCCAGGACCAUCAUCACCCUGCUGGCGGCCGUCGGCAGCAGUUACCCUACACCAGCAGGCAGGUCCUCGAGGCGACGAACAAGGUAGGGGGAAAACGUGCACCUUUAAGGGUCAGUUGA
Penaeus chinensis is the source of this 747-nucleotide messenger RNA. RefSeq lists its product as uncharacterized. Lineage: Eukaryota; Metazoa; Arthropoda; Malacostraca; Decapoda; Penaeidae. Gene Ontology annotation, molecular function: calcium ion binding. The transcript is spliced from 3 exons. The record is from RefSeq and is a predicted model, not a curated record. The coding region runs from base 1 to 747 and encodes 248 amino acids.